Messenger RNA from Lingula anatina, 572 nucleotides. Its product is annotated as sulfotransferase 1B1-like. The record is from RefSeq and is a predicted model, not a curated record. NCBI's taxonomy places the organism in Eukaryota, Metazoa, Brachiopoda, Lingulata, Lingulida, Lingulidae. Gene Ontology annotation, molecular function: sulfotransferase activity.
AUGUGUCACGCAGAACUUACAUCUACAGGGGCAUAUGGCAGUUGGUUUGACAAAGAGCUAGACUGGUGGACACACGAGAGACAAAACCCAAACGUUUUGUUCAUGAGUUACGAGGAACGCAUCAAGGCACCCGAGGAAUCUGUGAGGAAAGUAAUCAGAUUUCUAGAUUUAGAAAAUCUACCCAUGGAUGACAACUUCCUGCAAAAUGUUGUAAAAAGAACUUCGUUUGAAAGCAUGAAAAACGAAGACGGUCAAACGCUCACUAAAGGUUUAGCAAUGCAAACAGGUACAUUUUGCAGAAAAGGGCAAGUUGGAGACUGGAAGAACUACUUCACAGUAAAGCAGAACGAAGAUUUCGACAAAAAAUUCUUUGAAAAAAUGAAGGAGACCGACUUGGCUGUGAUGUUUUAGUGAUUUUCAUUUUUUUAAAAUUAAUUGUCAACUUAAAAAAAAAAAAAGAAUUUUCUUCGUUUAUAAUUUAACCCACAAUAAAAUCCAGCCUGUUUGGCAUUUGUUACUUUAUCAUAUCAUGAUCAUAAAAAAUUAUUUACAAUGAAAGUUGUCUAAAAUCA